CUUGGACUUGACGAUUUAGGAGUUCAGGACUUGGGACAAAUUUGCCAGCCUUGACCCCGGCUGCGUGAGCAGAGCUUCAAUGCUGAAGAUGGAGCCUCUGAACAGCACACACGCCAGCACCGCAGCCCCCAGCAGCCCCCUGGAGUCCCACGUGCCGGGCAGCGCCACCGGCAACGGCAACGAGUACUUCUACGUUCUGGUGGUCAUGUCCUUCUACGGCAUUUUCUUGAUUGGAAUCAUGCUGGGUUACAUGAACUCCAAGAGGCGGGAGAAGAAAUCCAGCCUCCUGCUGCUGUACAAAGAUGAGGAGAGGCUCUGGGGGGAGGCCAUGAAGCCGCUGCCCACCAUGCCCGGCCUGAGGUCGGUGCAGGUGCCCAUGAUGCUGAACGUGCUGCAGGAGAGCGUGGCGCCCGCCCUGUCCUGCACCCUCUGCUCCAUGGAGGGAGACAGUGUGAGCUCCGAGUCCUCCUCGCCCGACGUGCACCUCACCAUCCAGGAGGAGGGGGCGGACGACGAGCUGGAGGAGACUUCGGAGACCCCCCUCAAUGAAAGCAGCGAAGGGUCCUCGGAGAAUAUCCAUCAGAAUUCCUAGCACCCCUAGGACCUCCGCAGGUGGCCCCAUCAGCCAGCACCGUUAGAGCGAGGGAGGACACUUUUCGUGUCUGGUUUCACUUUUGCAGGGCAACUGCCACUUUCAGGAGACCCUCGGCAAGCCCCUGAAUGGGGGGGCGGGGUGGUAGGGGGCAAGGCUCAGGAGCAGCCAGCAGCAGCCCGCAGCCCAUGACGUGCCUGUGGUGUGGACCUGCCGCUGGAAGAGCCCCGAGGACGUGCAGUGUGCACCUUUCCUUGGGGUCUGGGGGUCGGGUUCCCAUGCGGAAUUCAGCAGGUCAAUGUGCUUGCGGUUGUUUCCUCACGGGAUGCCCUGUGUAACGCCGGCAGCAUCUGCCCACUCCCAGGGCAGCCAGAUGCCUAGGGCAUCCCGAAGGACCAGUUUCGAUUUGCUAAUUUGCCUCGAGCUUUGUUCUUCUAGAUCUGA
Messenger RNA from Hippopotamus amphibius kiboko, 1036 nucleotides. It is a transcript of the gene KCNE4, whose product is annotated as potassium voltage-gated channel subfamily E regulatory subunit 4. The record is from RefSeq and is a predicted model, not a curated record. Gene Ontology annotation, cellular component: membrane. The transcript has 2 exons. The coding region runs from base 80 to 592 and encodes 170 amino acids. Gene Ontology annotation, biological process: regulation of heart rate by cardiac conduction; negative regulation of delayed rectifier potassium channel activity; membrane repolarization during action potential. Gene Ontology annotation, molecular function: transmembrane transporter binding; delayed rectifier potassium channel activity; voltage-gated potassium channel activity involved in ventricular cardiac muscle cell action potential repolarization. Lineage: Eukaryota; Metazoa; Chordata; Mammalia; Artiodactyla; Hippopotamidae.